Lemur catta (Ring-tailed lemur) is the source of this 1259-nucleotide messenger RNA. RefSeq names its product nicotinamide riboside kinase 1 (gene NMRK1). Gene Ontology annotation, cellular component: cytoplasm. The transcript is spliced from 9 exons. Bases 300 to 911 code for a protein of 203 amino acids. The record is from RefSeq and is a predicted model, not a curated record. NCBI's taxonomy places the organism in Eukaryota, Metazoa, Chordata, Mammalia, Primates, Lemuridae.
UAGGAAGACGUGAUUUUCAAAGCUAAUUAUGAAAACAUUUACCAUUGGAAUCAGUGGUUCUCAAAGACCCUGAGUUCUGUCCACAGACAGGCUGAAGGUGCCUAAGCCCCAGGUUAAAACGCCCUUUGAGUGAAUGACUGGAUAGAGAAGUGCCUCCUGGGUGUGCUGCUGGAUGCUGGGAAGGUAGACAUACAGAGGAGUUCGCUGCCCAUUCUCAGUCCAGCCAGGAGGGACAAAUAACUGACCUGAUGUGACAACCUACAAAGAACCCCCCCACCUACCCCACAAGGUGAAGAGAGAUGGGGAAAAGGAGGCAUCACAGAGAAGGGAUUUCAUGUGUGACAAAUGGUGGGAAGACAACACUGGCUAAGAAUUUGCAGAAACGCCUUCCAAAUUGCAGUGUCAUAUCUCAGGAUGACUUCUUCAAGCCACAGUCUGAGAUAGAGAUAGAUGAAAAUGGAUUUUUGCAGUAUGAUGUGCUUGAAGCACUUAACAUGGAAAAGAUGAUGUCAGCCAUUUCCUGCUGGAUGGAAAAUCCAAGACACUCUGUGAUAUCAACAGACUGGGGAAAUGCUGAGGAAACUCUCAUUCUAAUCAUCGAAGGUUUUCUUCUCUUUAAUUAUAAGCCCCUUGCCACUAUAUGGAAUAGAAGCUAUUUUCUGACCAUUCCAUAUGAAGAAUGUAAGAGGAGGAGGAGUACAAGGGUCUACAAUCCUCCAGACCCCCCAGGGUACUUGGACGGCCACGUGUGGCCCAUGUAUCUAAAGCACAGACGAGAAAUGGAGGAGAACGUCACGUGGGAAAUUGUUUACCUAGAUGGAAUGAAAUCUGAAGAAGACCUCUUUUCACAAGUAUAUGAAGAUAUAAUGCAAGAACUAGCAAAGCAAAAGUGUUUGCAAGUAACAGCGUAAAGAUGGAAUGCAACAAAUCCUUCCUGGAGUGAUUUAGAGAAAUCGAAGGAAUAUGUUUAAGAACCUAAACCAAAAUACAAUAUGUACUGUGGUGCGAUGACAGCUAUUGUUUUAUAUGUUUGUUUCUUAUUGCACAUGGUUUUCUCGAUGUGUAGAACAGUAAAUAUCCCUGCCAAUGGACAGGAAUUGACCUUAACAAGUUGCCCCCAUUCCAGGAAAUGCGUAGAUACAGCAUAGCUCACAGUGAGUCAGAAAGUCUUCACUUUCUGGAUGUAGCUCUAUAAUAAUGAUUGUCAAACUCUUCUGACUAGAACCCAGAGUAAGAAAUAAAGAUUACAUCACAAUCCA